AUGUUCCUUCCCGAGGACCUUCUGUUCAAGUCGGGCCAGCUUGCUCGCGUCUGGCUCGCCGCCAACCAGCACAAGAAGCUCACCAAAGCUCAAGUCUUGCAGGACAAGAUCGAUGAAGACAUCCAGGUCAUCAUCCGGCCCGAGGGAGCUGCUGGUGGGCCUUUGGCGCUGCGAUUGAACGGCCAGCUAUUACUCGGUGUCGUGCGCAUCUACCACAGGAAGGCGCACUACCUGCACGAUGACUGCAACGACGCGCUGUGGAAGAUCAAGAUGGCCUUCCGCCCAGGCAACAUCGAUCUGCCCGCUCAGACACACAUCGCCAACCCGACCAGCCUGACAUUGCCAGAUAUGAUCACGGAUCUUGACCUGUUGGCGCCCAUGCCUGACCCAUCGCUGCUGUUGUCGCAAACCCUUGACGGAGAUCUUACCUUUGGAAAUACCACAUUGCCAGAUUGGGACGCCAGCCAGUUCCUCUCCAACAGCGUCGAGCAACCCCGCCACGAAGAGUUGGAACUGCAAGACAUGGACGACCUCGAGAUCGAUCUGGGAGAGGACCUGGGCCCGGAGGUAGAGAUCGGACGUGACGCGCCGUCUGAGCUACCUAGAGACAACGACUUCGAGACGGACCUCAAGCUGAACGAUGACGAACUUGACUUUGAAGUAGAUCUUGGCGAAGGCUUGACUGAUCUGCCAGCUGCUGGAGGCACUGAACUCAACAUUGGCGUAGACACUAUUAUGGGCGGCAUGGACACAGAUCUUCCGCUCCCAUUGCCCGAGGAUGACGUUCCUCAGCUCACCCGCGAAGACUCUCCGUUGUCCGAAUUGGACGCGGACGAAGAGACUCGUCUCGCACAGGAAGUUUCCGAGCGGGAUCCAACUAUGGUUGAGCCCGAGCAGGAAGAAGAAUCGAUUCACCAGGCCAGAGCCAAGCGCAGAAAGGUCAUCACACAGGAUGCUGAGACCAUGAUAUCGACCGCUCAACUCAGGGAUCAACAAGCAAACCGCGAGAAAAUUUUGAAACAGGCCUCCUUCCUUCCCCGCGAUCCGCUUCUGAUGGCUCUUCUUAACAUGCAGAGAUCCGGGGGCUUCGUCUCGAGCAUCCUCGGCGACGGUCGCAGUCAAGGCUGGGCUCCUGAGCUGCGAGGCAUCCUGUCGCUGGAAGUUGUCUCGCGGCCUAGUAAGCGUAAGCGAGACGGGGCUGCCGCUGGGCUGGAACAGGCUGAGGAGGAGGAAGAGGAGGAGGGCGGUAUUCCACAACUCGACAUCGAGCAGGAUGAGCCCACGCUGGGAGGCGAUGCCUUCGAUGUAGGCGGCACAACAAUCGCCGAUGAUGGAAGCAUUAUCCAACUUCCCAGCGAUAUUGGUGCGCGUCCGGAAGAGGAGGACGAAGAUGCGUUCUCGCCUGUCCCUGACAACUUCGACGACACAACCGCCCCGCUCUACCACCCAGCUGAGAGUGGCCCUAUCUCGCUUGGCACCAAACACGCCGUUCAUCUUCUGCGAGAACAGUUUGGACCCGAGGCGGAAGAGAGCGAGUCGAUACGACAGAAGAACACCAUCGUUUUUCAGGAGCUGCUUCCCGAGGCCCAAACAUCGAGAGCCGACGCCACUAAGAUGUUUUUUGAAGUCUUGGUUCUUGCCACAAAAGACGCCAUCAAGGUCGAGCAAUCAGGGACCGAGCUUGGAGGACCCCUUCGCAUCCGCGCAAAGCGCGGUCUUUGGGGACAGUGGGCUGAGACUGCUGCAAGCGGCGAGCUGGCAUCUCAGAGUCAAGCUAUUGCGCAGACAACAGCAGUUGACUCCCUCGCUGAAGGUAUCCUUGCUGGCCCAGCAGAGGUAUCUGUCUCCGCGUAA
Molecule: messenger RNA, 1854 nt
Organism: Didymella exigua CBS 183.55
Lineage: Eukaryota; Fungi; Ascomycota; Dothideomycetes; Pleosporales; Didymellaceae
Exons: 2
Coding region: 1-1854 (617 amino acids)
Biological process (GO): replication-born double-strand break repair via sister chromatid exchange; synaptonemal complex assembly; mitotic sister chromatid cohesion
Cellular component (GO): synaptonemal complex; cohesin complex
Molecular function (GO): protein binding; chromatin binding
Source: RefSeq, a predicted model, not a curated record